Molecule: messenger RNA, 1215 nt
Organism: Spodoptera exigua (beet armyworm)
Lineage: Eukaryota; Metazoa; Arthropoda; Insecta; Lepidoptera; Noctuidae
Source: the annotation of a GenBank genome assembly
AUGCUUGAUAGAGCACUAAGCAAUGAUAGGUUUAAGAUUUUUGAUGGAGUUGAAGUAAAACCUGUAGGAGAUAAUGAUACUAAAGUUGAGAAGAGGAGUGAUGAAGGCAGGGCUUUGUUCAGUAAAUAUACUUAUGAGUAUAGAAUGUAUCAGAAAGUAAAGGAUUUUGUUAAUACGCAUAUUCUGUCGAUCAAUCUACCGAUGGCUGCUAAAUCGUUCGGCCUCAACAAAUUCUUCAUACCGAUUCUAAUAGGAGGACAGGUGCUUAUAAAGACAAUACUUUUUGCAAUGUUCCUGCCAAGCAUUUUGGGAAGCUUUGGAAAGAUGCUGAGCAAAGGUCUUUCCACGAUAUCAGCGUCGUCAUCCCAGGCCAGUUAUCCACCCGCUAACGUGGAUGACCAGGUUGGAUACAACACGGAUAAUAAAGACUUCAUGGGUUACGAGACCAGCCAAACGGGAACCUAUGCUUACCCUCAAGAUGGCAUGUACGGAGCUGAUGCUAAUGAUGUCAAUGACCUGGGAAAUGUUGAUAUGUCGAGAUUCGGCGUGGACGGGCAAAAAACAGGAUUCCUACCUUCAAAGAACAGUUACUACAAGAAUCAGAUGAAUACAGCGAAUAAUUACAAGGUGUUCCAAAAGAUCCCGGCCUCCUCAAUGAUCCUGAGUAACUACGAUCCGUUCUACUCGCCACUGUUAUCACGACUCGACGGCAUAUUUGCACGACUUGACCCGGAACAACAAUUUGUGGAUCACACAAAGUGUUGUUCCGUGCGGAAACCGAACCCUCGACACGUUGCACGGCAGCCAGUUGCCCAGGCACCGCACCAAUCGUGCAGUCCAUUGGUCAGCAACGGAAAUGACGGGUCACCUGAUGGUUUGGCGCCAGCGGAGAACUCGGUGGAUGAAAAUAUCGAAGCUUGCAGAGAACAGCUGAUCUGCUUGAUGUACGCCAGUCCAGCCAAAUUUGCGCCCUACAGCAAUCUGGUUUCUGCUCAGCUCAGCAGAGAACUGAACGAGCUCCGAAGGCCAGUUUCCGACAACCCUGAGAUCCUGCGGUUCUUCAAAUACAUGAAGGCAGCGAGACGAGGACAAGAAACAUCAGACUGUAUGUAUGCCUACCCGACGUGCACCGCCAACGCUCCGAAGACGCACACUAUGAUAGCAGCUUACCACGACAUCAACAAAUUAGUCACAGCUAGGAAACUACAUAAGUAA